Molecule: messenger RNA, 4730 nt
Organism: Schistocerca nitens (vagrant locust)
Lineage: Eukaryota; Metazoa; Arthropoda; Insecta; Orthoptera; Acrididae
Product: E3 SUMO-protein ligase ZBED1-like
Exons: 8
Coding region: 667-2172 (501 amino acids)
Molecular function (GO): protein dimerization activity
Source: RefSeq, a predicted model, not a curated record
CACCGCCUUACGUGUUAAUUUAGCUUGGACGGGUAGUACAAGGAGAGUUACUAAGGAAUUCGAGCGACUAUGGAAAUAACUGUCAGAGAACGGUAUUCUGCUCUGGCAGUUAUCGUUAUUGGCUCGCAGUUCUAGUUCUCUGGCAGUUAUCGGGCUACCACCACAGGUAACGUGGAAGCUGGUAACGGAAUAACUGUGUGUCUAGACGUUCCUGACUCGGUGACUUCAGUUAAAGGUCGUAGAUCCCGGUGUUAUUUCCAGAGAGGGUAGUAACUGGAGCGAACAAAUAUUUUCGUACUGCUACGGGCCAUCGGGGAGAGGGGAUGGCAAAUAACUGGAAUCUGACAAGCGAAAUGUGGUCAUAUUUCGAAACUCUUGAUCGAGAGUUUGCGAAAUGUACUUUGUGCGGUAAGAAAUUAUCGUACAAAUCGACGACGACGAAUUUAAAGAAACAUCUCCAGAAAUCACAUUUAAUUGUGAAUUUCUCUUCACAAAGACCUUCGGAGCUAGAUUUGGGUGAAACCCUUCCUGUAGAGGUGAUCCUUGGCACCAGUAGUGUGGAAGAGGAGCGAGCUGCUCCAGCCCCCUCAAUGCAGCAAGGUGUUCAAAGUUCUAUGACAUCGUACCUCUCCAAAAGGAUCGGAGUGAACCAGAAAAAGAAGAUAGAUGGGCAACUUCUUCAGCUCUUCACUAAAGACUUCCAACCAUUUUCAGUCGUUGAAGAUUCGGGGUUUUGUGCGGGCCCUUAAUCCUGGUUAUGAGUUACCAAGCAGGAAGCAUAUUUCAGAUGUAAUGCUGCAAGCAGCAUACACAGCAGCAAAGGAGAAAGUGGUAGACAAACUGUCACCUGCGAAGACAGUUUGUUUGACCACAGAUUGCUGGACAUCGGCAGCAAAUGAAGGUUACAUGGCGGUAACAGGGCAUUUUGUGUCUGAAGAUUUCACCUUGCAAUCUGUGUUGUUAGGAUGUUCCCAAUUCUCUGGUGCACAUACUGCUCCGAAUCUGUCGGUAUCUCUAAUAGGCAUGACAGAUAACUUCAGGCUGACAGACAAAGUUUUGCUGGUUGUGACGGAUAAUGCACCAAAUAUUAAAAAUGCAGUAUCCAUUUUAAAGUGGAAACACUUUGGGUGCUAUGCACAUACACUAAAUCUUAUUGUUCAGAAUGCACUAAAACAUUUUGUGUCAAUUCAGCAGAAAGUGAAAACUAUUGUAGCAUUCUUCAAGAGAAGCUGCAAGGCAACAGAAAGACUGCUGACAUACCAACAAAAUAAUGGGGCAGGUCAUGUUAAGAAACUGGUGCAGGAGGUGCCAACAAGGUGGAACUCUACUCUGUGUAUGUUGGAGCGAAUAGUUGAAAUUAAAGAUGCGGUGAAGACUUCACUUGUACUAUGCACAGUUGAUUUUGAACAACUGACAGAUGAGGAAUGGAACAUCUGCUCAGAACUCUGCUCUGUGUUGAAGCCAUUUGCACAGGUUUCAACACAGCUUAGUGCUGAGUCAUAUCCUACUGGCAGCCAAGUUAUUGUUCUGACAAGGGGAUUAUUAUCAGUGUGUGCAGAACUUUUGAAAAGGCCAUUUAACAGUGUGACAAGGACUAUCAUUGAAGAAUUAACAAAAGGCCUGAAGGACCGUUUCCACAAUGUAGAGAUGAGCAAAUCUAUAGGAGUAGCCACUCUACUAGAUCCACGCUUUAAAUCUCUUGUGUUUGAAAGCCGAGUUGCAGCAGAUAAUGCAAAGAAACAGCUUAUUGAACUAGUAGCACAAAAGAUGGGUAACAGAAGACUGACAAACACAGGCCAGAGCCAUGAAACUGUGUCAACUUCAACCACCACUGAUCCCUUGUCAGUAUGGGGUGUCUAUGAUGCAAUUAUAAAAUCAACACAGCCCCAGGGCACUCCUCAGUCAGCUGCUAUUGUGGAAGUACAAAGGUACAUGGACAGCCCAGUUAUUAGUAGAAGUGAGGAUCCACUGGCAUGGUGGCGUGAAAAUCAAUAUAUUUUCCCAAAUGUUGCUAAAGUGGUGAGGGAAAAAUUCAAUAUAGUGGCCACUUCUGUGCCGUGCGAAAGAAUAUUUUCUAAAACUGGUAUCAUUAUAAAUGAAAGGCGAACACGGCUGAAGGCGUCCAAAGUUGAAAAACUUAUAUUUCUAAAUAUGAACAGCACUAACUCCUGAAUUUCCUGUUACAGGUAGUGGAUUCGAGAGGCACACCAACACCAGCAGAUGAGUCUCCGUUUAAUACUUGGGAUAUUAUAACAGUAAGUUAUAGCUCCAGAAGUCAGUCACCAGCAGCAGAUGUCACACAUUUAUAAAAUGGGAAACUUGAAGAAUAAGUUAUAGCUCCAGAAAACCGCCACCCUAGCUCCAGAAAACCGCCACCAGCAGCAGAUGUCACACAGUUAUAAAACGGGAAACUUGAAGAAUAAGCUCCAGAAGUCAGCAGCAGCACACAGCCAUAAUGCGAGAAGCUUGAAGAAUAAUAGCUCUUUGUUCCAGUUAUGGCUCCGAUAGUCUUCCAGCAGCAGCAAAUGUUACACAGUCCUAUCGAGGCAAACUUGAAGUAUGAGGUAAUAGUGUUUUGCAUAGAAUGGCAAACUUGACCUUUCACUUAAAAUGGAGGUACAUUUGCACUGAGUUUAAUGUUAUGACACGUGAAUGGAUUACCAGUGAUGUAUAUGUAAAUACUGGAAUUUGUAACUUAGAACUUAAUUUCAGUAUCGGCUUUGAAAUUUGGUCACUGGAUACAACUAUAUUAUCUUUCAUGUUGAUAGCAGCAAUCAUCAGAUUGCAAUCCAGUUUAGUACCUGUGAGGCAUGAGAUGUCAAAAAUACUUGUGGGUUAUUGGUAGCCUGUGUCGAGGCAUGUGGCACCUCAAAGUUUGUAAGUACAGUAGCAUUUUGUUUUCUGCUUUACUUAAAAAUUGUUAGCUGUAGCACCCAUUCUGACAUUUAAUUAUUUUGAAUUUCAAGUUUCUUAAAAUAAUACUGACAUCAGUUUAAUGUGUGUUAACACUAAGCCAUAUAUUAUUGUUAAUAUAUGCUAUUUUCCUCAGAUGUUAACUGAAAUUGUUUUAUUGUAAUGAUAACAACACUUCAGCCUUUGUAGACUUGCAGUAUAUGUUACCUGCUGAGAAAUAUUUACUGGAAGAAAUGGUUUCUUUGAAUAGGACCGAAAGGAAUACCACUGAAAAUGCCAAACGUGAAUUGGUGAAACCUCUUGUGCUCAAUACUAAUUUCAUUUGGAAAACACAGAAGUUUUUUGGUGGAACACAACAAAUUCUCAUAAUUUUGCUAGUUUGUAUUCUAGAAAGGGUGCCAGAAAUGGAAGAGUAUAAUUUUUAUUAAAUCGGGCAUUAAAUGUAAGUAGGUUGGAGUACAGAAAGGGUGCAACUGGCCUUUCCCACUGUAGCCUGAUGUGCUCCAACAUGCAUUUGUACUGAUGUGCAGGUGGUUAUAACACUAGUAUCAAACUGCAUGGUAACCACUUACUAAUGUGACCUACCCUUGCAUGAUCUGCUGCAGACAGCAAGAUAUCCGCUACUGCUCUUACUACCUGUCCAACAGUUGUGGAGGAUUUUUUCCCCUUGGUGCUUGCCAUGACAUGUUUUGCCCUCUGCCCUUAAAAUCUCAAUUCUUGUUACAUUUUUCAUCCAUUUUCUAUCUCCUGAUGGACCUGUAUUGAUUAAAAAGCUAAUCUAUGUAGAGGUGAUUGUAGAACUUUUGCUAGUGGCAGUGUGGAGGGGCUCCACUCUUUAAAAAAUGAAAUGACAUUGUGGGACAUGGAAUUAUUAUUAGAGGCUUUCAUGGACAUUUUGUAUACUGAAAAAGUCAGUCAUUAUCUGAGGUAUUUAAAUGUUAACUUCAAAUAUAAAACUGCAUCAAAAGAUAAAUUUCAGUAAGUCUUUAACAAGUUUCAGUAUCUUGCUUCACAUGCUGGACCCUCCAACUAUAAAAAAGUGUUUUGCAGAGAACAGCUAUUCAGAUGUUAACAUCCCAGAAUUUGUGUAAAAGAUAUCCCUUACAUUGUUAGUUUCAUUGUGGUCACACACUACAGUGUAGUUUUAUCAGCAUACAUAUAGAAGUUUGAAGAACAUAUUAAAUUAAUUGCUAGACAUGCCUUGAGUGAAUAUGUUUACUACUAAUGUGAGUCAGCUAAGUAGUUGCUGCAAGUUUUUAUGUUGUUUCUAAAGUGUCUUUAGACAAGGAUAUUUCUGCUGUUUGUUUCCUGCUCUUCUGUUUCAGAUAACUUCUCAUAUAUGCAGCAACUGCUGAAGCAGCCUCUGGCAGUUUAUUGAAGUUCCGUGAACAAAGUGUUGUGUGGUCUGUUUGUGUAAAGUGAUAAAGAACAAUGUUAAAGUGUAAUUGCAUAUGUAAUUGUGUAUAUAUUUAAUCAUUAUUUUUGCUACUUGUAAGAUCUAUUUUCAUGUAAAUCAGAACAUUGUACAAUAGGUAACAACCGAAUGAGGCAGUGUAGCUAUUAACAGCACUGACCUCAUAUUCGGGAGGAUGGGGUUCGCUCUGUCUGGCCAUCCUGAUUCGGGUUUUCCGUGGUUUUCCUGGAUCGCUAAGGCAAAUGCCGGGAUGGUUCCUUCAUCAAGGCCACGGCUGACCACCUGUCCCAACCUUAAAGAGAUCCUUUAAACAUUGUGUGUAUUCCCAAAUUUUGAAUUAUUGAUGUUUGUUGUAUUAUGUUGAGAUGUUCUUGGAUGAAAUAAAAAAGUUUAUACAUUUGUA